AAUCUGCCACCGAAUCAAGACGUGGUGCGUGUUGCGUCGUCCUAUAUACGAUGUCGCGAGCACUGUCGCGAGACUUCCGUUGAAAUAGAAUCGAAGCCCGCCGUCGGGCCGCCCGCGGAGGCCACUCGCGACCGCAACCAAGAGAAACCGAGCGGCCAAUCUCUCGACGCGCUUCUCCAAGCCUGAACCCGUGCGAACCAGUGUGAACUCGCGGUAGCUCGGUGUGCGCGCACAAAAUUGCCCAGUGGAUCUGCUCUGAAGGAUCUUGUGGUUCCGGGGGGUUCGAGAGCACGUGAGAUCAUGUCGGGGAAACGAAUGCCGCGGGCCCUGCGCCGGGCUGGCAGAUGCUCCUCGAUCUGUCCGUGAAACGUUCUAACGAUCUGUUGACACCGAGAACGCUGACUAAGUCUCGCCGAGAGUGGGACGGAGGCUCUCCGGAGCGAACACUCCUCGAGCUUCUGGAUAGCGGACCUUGAUCCCGUUUCAAAGUAACUCGAACCCUCUCGAGGCUUCCGAGGGACGAGGUCGGUCGCGGUCGCGGAUCGAGCGCGAAAAAGAAGCGCGACGUUUCGCGCUCUCGGAUGCUGCGAUGACAGAGUCGGUUUUCGCGAGUUUCGACGGUUCAGGAACGGAUCCCGUCGCGGAUCCAUAGAUCGCGGCGACACGACCGGAUUUGGCCGAGACUGGCGGAGCGGCGGAUCAUCGAGACACCUCGGGGGACCGAUCGAAGAGUUCAACGAAUCCGAACGGCGGUUCAAACGCGACCCGACUGCCGCGACGAUCGACUCGGAAAACGCGACGACGCUCGACGAUCCGUGACACGGAUCUACGUGCCGCCGAGUUUCGGACCCGCGCUCGCCGUUCGAGCCCGGCUCUAGGCACAACCUGGUACCGGUUGCCAGCUACCUGAACUCUGCUAGAGCCCCUAGUAGCUGUCGCGAGUGUGUGCGUCUUUCCCUCUGUUCGGGCCGCUGCGUGUGGAUUACGGGUGGCAGCCGGUAUACCCGAUGAACGAGCCGCUAAAGGUGAUCAAAGGUUCGAUUGAUGCCCGGCCGAGCCUCGGGACUUCGGUGAACAGUGUUUUCCGGGCUGGCGCGAUGGCAUCGCGCUCGAGAUAAGGAUUCCAUCGCCGCGUUGUGCUGGUACAUGGCCUCUGUGUGUAGUCGGUGCGUCGUCAUCCAGUGAAGAGGAUGUGAAUCGCUUCGGUACCAAAGUGAACGCGCCAUCAAACAAUUGCGGACAUGGCUUUGAGGUGGCAAGCGAGGCUCUCCAUUGCUGCCAUACUCUUCAUGUGCACCGAAGAUACCCUCAGCUUAGGGGAUCGGGCGAUGGACAACAUGGUUCCACACCAGAGCCAGAGUCAACCACGGAAUCAGCUGCUGGUCGACCCAUCCGGGCUGAAGUCGAAGGCAGAGCCGACGUUCGACCACACGCAGAGCACGAACGUGACUGCGCUGAUCGGGAAGGCAGCCUAUCUCACGUGUAGAGUGCGGAAUCUGGGCGACAAGACUGUGUCCUGGGUCAGAGCAAGGGAUAUACACAUCCUAACUGCGGGGGCGUACACCUACACGAGCGAUCAGCGAUUCCAGGCACUGCACGGGCAAAACAAGGGCCAAAGUAACGAGUGGUCCGAAUGGACGCUCUACAUAAAGUGGGCGCAGGAGAGAGACCAGGGAUUCUACGAAUGCCAGAUAUCGACCAUUCCCGUCAAGUCGCAUCAGUUUCGCUUGAACGUCGUCGUGCCGACGGCGACGAUACUGGGCGGUCCAGACCUGUACGUUGGCGCAGGUAGCACGAUAAACCUGACGUGCGCUAUACACUUCAGCUCGGAGCCGCCAGCCUUCAUCUUUUGGUAUUACAACGAGAAUGUCUUGAGCUACGACAGUCCCAGGGGCGGCGUCUCGGUGAUAACCGAAAAGGGUGGCGACAUCACCACCUCCUGGCUCCUUAUCCAGACAGCACAACCCUCGGACUCCGGGGAAUACAGCUGCAAACCCAGCAAUGCCAAUACGGCGUCCAUCAAAGUUCAUGUACUGAAUGGCGAACGACCGGAGGCGAUGCAGACCGGAACGGCGGGGCCCAUUUUAUCCUCGAGCUGUCUUGUGGUGUCUCUGAUCAUUUUGUACAUAUCGUCGAUGUAAAAGGAACGUCGAACGGCACGAGCGAGCGUCGCCGCGGCGUCGCCAACGUCCGGAUUCGAUUCUGUCGGAGCACGUUCCCGUUCAAUUCAGCCCACUGCCCACCUGGACCCCCACCUGUGUCAGGACCGGAACGGGUAAAACCUAUAAAAAAAAAA
Messenger RNA from Megalopta genalis, 2296 nucleotides. RefSeq names its product zwei Ig domain protein zig-8. NCBI's taxonomy places the organism in Eukaryota, Metazoa, Arthropoda, Insecta, Hymenoptera, Halictidae. Gene Ontology annotation, biological process: synapse organization. The record is from RefSeq and is a predicted model, not a curated record. Gene Ontology annotation, cellular component: neuron projection membrane.